AUGGUAAUAGCAAAAGAAGUCCGAAUAGCCCUCCAAAGACUAAAACUAAUUGAAAGACUAAUCCUACACCGAGAAACCCCUUGGUUAUUAUCGGCUGAUGACAAGAAAAUAAAAGAUGAUGAUAGUCAAGUUAUUAAGAUGUUAAAAAAAGCUCUCAAACCUGAAACCAAGACAGUCGGCACCCAGACUGAAACUCUUUAUCUUCUAACUCCCGAGGAGAAAACAGCCCUAGAUGAAAAGAUUGCUGAUUUUAAUAAAAAGUUAGUCAAUAAUUUAGAGGCAUUAAAAAAGGCUUGGGGUAAAAAUUACGAAGUUCAAACAGAAUUGGAUAAAACUAAACAAGCCCUAGUUAUUGAAACCCAAGCCCGAGAGGAUGCGAUAAUUAAAAACGAGAACCUUCAAAAACUUUAUGAGAGUGAGACCAAGGAUUUACAAGAAAAGAUAACCAAUUUAAAUAAAGAUUUAGAUUAUAUGGCGAUUAAUUAUGCUAAAUCCUCGGUGGAAAAAGAUGAAAAGGUUAAACAAAUCCAAAGAGAAGCCCAAGAAGUUAGGGAGAAAUUAGAGGCUAUUCAGAAUGUUAGAAAAGUAAGUAUAGAAAUCCGGGCUAAACCAGAGAUGAAAAGUGUUUGGGUUCAGACUAAAUUAACCGCUAAACAAAUUAAGCAAAUGGAGAAAGAUUUAGAAUACAAAAAAAACUAUCCGACCAACGUGCUUUGGAAAUAG
Messenger RNA from Ambispora leptoticha, 723 nucleotides. Lineage: Eukaryota; Fungi; Glomeromycota; Glomeromycetes; Archaeosporales; Ambisporaceae. The record is from the annotation of a GenBank genome assembly.